Molecule: messenger RNA, 2472 nt
Organism: Clupea harengus (Atlantic herring)
Lineage: Eukaryota; Metazoa; Chordata; Actinopteri; Clupeiformes; Clupeidae
Product: solute carrier family 13 member 5
Exons: 11
Coding region: 25-1833 (602 amino acids)
Biological process (GO): alpha-ketoglutarate transport; fumarate transport; cellular response to lithium ion
Cellular component (GO): plasma membrane
Molecular function (GO): fumarate transmembrane transporter activity; alpha-ketoglutarate transmembrane transporter activity; sodium:dicarboxylate symporter activity
Source: RefSeq, a predicted model, not a curated record
AAAUGCGGUUUUGCCAUCAUCCUGAUGGCCAUAUACUGGUGCACAGAGUGCAUACCUCUGGCUGUCACUGCCCUGCUUCCCGUCAUCCUCUUCCCCCUCAUGGGGAUCAUGGAGUCCUCAGAGGUGUGUGUCCAGUAUCUGAAAGACUCCAACAUGCUGUUCAUCGGGGGUCUGCUGGUGGCCAUUGCUGUGGAGAACUGGAACCUUCAUAAGCGCAUCGCCCUCCGCGUGCUGCUCCUGGUCGGGGUGAAACCAGCCUUGCUAAUGAUGGGCUUCAUGGGCACCACUGCUUUCCUGUCCAUGUGGAUCAGUAACACGGCCUCCACAGCCAUGAUGCUGCCCAUUGCUCAAGCCGUGCUGGCUCAGCUCCAGAAAACAGAGGCCGAGGCGGACGAGAAGGAGUUCCAGAGCGGCCGGGCCAACGAGGGCUUUGAGAUGGACGAGACAAAGGAGGACAAGGGCAUAACCACCGGUAGGUUGUUACUACCAGGUUGGUGUGUUUUUGGGAUGUCUAUAGGUGCUCAGUCUGAUUUUUUGUACAGCCCUGAAAACAGGUCGCAGUUAUCACUGGCCCGUCAGUCAUCUUCUCCUUUAAGAAAAGAGAAGGAUAUGCUGAUGAAGUGUGUUGGAAAAACUUUAUUCUUCCUCAGAUCGGCUGAUUUGACUUCAGAGAAAGUCGCAGAAGACGGAUACACCCGUGCUGACGAGAGGCGCCUAAGACGCGAGAAGUACUACACCAACCUGUCAAAGGGAAUGAGCCUGUGUGUGUGCUACUCGGCUAGCAUCGGGGGCACUGCCACCCUCACUGGCACCACUCCCAACCUCAUCCUCAAGGGACAGAUGGAUGAACUGUUUCCAGCCAAUGGCGGUGUUAUCAACUUUGCCACCUGGUUUGGCUUCUGCUUUCCCAAUAUGGUCUUGAUGCUGGUGAUCUCCUGGCUUUGGCUUCAGUUCAUGUACCUGGGAUUCAACCUCAAGAAAUCAUUUGGAUGUGGAUCCAAAUCUGAAGGAGACAGGGCGGCGUACCAGGUGAUUAAGGAUGAAUACAAGAAGCUUGGCAAUAUGACCUAUGCGGAGGGCAAUGUGCUGCUGGUGUUUGUGCUGCUGGUGCUGCUCUGGUUCACCCGAGAGCCAGGCUUCAUGCCUGGUUGGGCUACGGUGCUCUUCAACCAAGAAAAGGAGUAUGUCACCGAUGGCACUGUCGCCAUUUUCAUGUCCACGCUCUUCUUUGUCCUUCCCUCACAGUUGCCAAGGUGCUUCUGUGUCGGGGGCAGGUCAGGAGAAAGCAAGAAGGCCCCACCAGCUCUGCUGAACUGGGAGGUGGUCCAUGAGAAGAUGCCCUGGAACAUCCUCCUACUGCUGGGAGGGGGCUUUGCUCUGGCCCGCGGCAGUGAGACAUCUGGACUGUCUCUGUGGCUCGGACAAACCCUGGAGCCCCUGAAGAACGUUCCAGAUUUUGCUAUUGCCUUCCUGAUCUGCAUGCUCAUCGCCACCUUCACUGAGUGCUCCAGCAACACCGCCACCACCACUCUCUUCCUGCCCAUACUGGCCUCAAUGGCUGUUGCCAUCAAGUUGCACCCGCUGUACGUCAUGUUGCCCAGCACCAUCUGCGCCUCCCUGGCCUUCAUGCUGCCAGUGGCUACCCCACCCAAUGCUAUUGCUUUCUCAUACGGGAACCUCAAAGUCAUAGACAUGGCAAAGGCUGGGAUUGUGCUGAACCUCUUGGGUGUCUUGUGCGUCCAAUUUGCCCUGAACACUUGGGGUGUGGCGAUGUUCCAGUUGAAAGAAUUUCCAACGUGGGCCAACACCAACUCAACCACAUCACAGCCCUGAUGCUCUGCUGUGCUCUGCUGCCCCUAGUGGAGAAGAGGGGGAGGACGGCAUGAGAGAUGCGAAGCUACACGCUCAAUGUACAAUGAGACUUGUGAACCGUUGGCUUCGGUUAAGCCUGAGGGGCCCCUGCACUCUGGACCCAUAAACCCGUCUGCAGAGCUGCUCCCAUAGGUGCUGUGCUCAACUUGUGCUAAUUCAUCUGUGCUCUGAAAAGGGAACCUUUGCCCUCGGCUUCAUCUCUGGACUUUCCAUAUGUAUUGUAUAUGUUAUAUGUUACUAGGUGGAAAGGGAAACUUUAAAAAGCAGUUAGGUUGUAGCAGUUCGCCAGUCUGACUGCAUCUGCCCUGUCACAGUGUUAAAUUCUUUUUUAGUCAAUCAGUUCUUUACUGCAAAAUUGUGGAGAAAGUAUUUGAUCCAUUUUUGGAUCCCAAAACACAGCAAAGUGGUUUGUUUCAGUUGGCUAUCCAAUAUGCCAUACAUUCAACAUGUGGACAGCACAGAUACCACUGGCAAAGGUCUGCUUAAUAAAUGACAUUUGACGUAUAUCUCUGCACUUUUCUCCUGUCUUAGAAAAAAAAAACUUUUUUGAUUCGUGCUCAUCAACAUUUGUCUAUCAUUUGAUGUUGUACUGUCCAAAAC